AGUCUCCCUCUAACACACACCUGUGUAGUCGCCACACCUGUACACCACAACACUUUUGAACCCUUGUCAUCCUCAACAUUUGUACCUCAUGCAGUCAACAGCAGGAUAAACCCUUCCUGCAAACUGCACCUUCCAUCAAGGAGAACAGGAAGUCUUCCUCUGACAGGAAACCGCCGGCUUCCUGUCCUCGUCGAGGCCACUAGUGUUAGUGCCCCUCAGGUAGGGACUGGUCGCCCUGGCUGGCAGACGGGUCGCCACCAUGCUCCGGGGGCUACUUGAAGGCUACUCCUCCGCCUCCUCCAUGCUCCGGGGGCUACAUGCAGACUCUUCCAUGCUCCGGGGGCUACAUGUAGGCUCCUCCAUGCUCCGGAAUCAACGUGUAGGCUCCUCGGCCGCCUCCAUGCUCCGGAAUCAACAUGUGGGCUACUCGUCCUCUGCCUCCAUGCUCCGGGGGCUACAUGUAGGCUACUCCUCCAGCUCCCCCAUGCUCCGGGGGCUACGUCUAGGCUCCUCCUCCUCCAGGCUGGCUGCUGCAACCUCCACCAACAGGAACAUCCACAUUGGCGUGGUCGCUGCACCCUUCAACAAGGGACAGAAGCGUGAUGGGGUGAAAGAUGGCCCAAAAUCCAUCCUGGACACUGGGGUACUUAAAGACUUAGAGACUCUUGGGAGCGAGGUGCGGGACUACGGGCAGGUGGAGAUGGUACCCAGGGAGAGCUACCAGCCGGGCCCCAACGGGGAGCACAACCACGCCGCCGUCCUCGACUACAACCGUCGCCUGGCCGCCUCCGUCACUAAGGUCAUCAAGGAAGGCGGGGUCUGUCUCACCCUCGGCGGUGACCACUCCAUAGGCAUUGGCACCGUCACUGGCCACGCUGGGGCCAGUCCUCGACACCAGGUGGUGUUGCUGUGGGUGGACGCUCACGCGGACCUGAACACGGGGGCCACCUCUCCCUCGGGUAACAUGCAUGGCAUGCCGGUAUCUUACCUGCUGCUCGAGCUGGCUUCGAGAGUCAACCGCCUGCCUGACAAGUGGCCUCAACCUAGGCUGCGUGGGGAGCACCUUGUGUAUAUUGGCCUCCGGGACGUGGACGAGGGUGAGAAGAAGAUGCUUCAGGAGCUGAACAUCAUGGCGUACGGCAUGCGAGAGGUGGACAGUUUGGGGCUCGAUAAGGUCAUCUGCCGAUCUCUUGAGCACCUCAAGCCGCAGGCCACGCGACCCCUCCACGUCUCCUUCGACAUCGACUCCCUCGACCCCCACGAGGCACCCAGCACUGGCACUCCAGUGCGAGGCGGACUACACCUGAGGGAGGGGCUGCAGAUCGCCGAGGCGGUUCACCAGACUGGCUACCUCAGGGCUCUGGACCUCGUGGAGGUCAAUCCAGGACUUGGUUCCCGCGACGACGCCCACCUCACCUCUCAGGCUGCUAGGUUGAUCAUCCUCAGCGCUCUUCACAGUUAUAGGGGCCAGUAGGCCUUGCCGGCUGUAGAACCGGGAAAGGGGGUAAGGUGCUCUUGGCUACAGUGGUUCCUGUGGCAGUGGCGUAUUUUUCCAUUGAGGGGUUCCUGUUGCUACGGUCUUUGUUAUGGAAGUGUCGGUGAUAUUUUGCUGUGGGAUGUAGUAGUUUCUAAGUGGAGUGUUGAUGAUGUUUUAUGCCUUACUGUCUUGUCAUCCAUGCCUUGUGACACUAUCAGUGAUCUUACUGUCUUGUCAUCCAUGCCUUGUGACACUAUCAGUGAUCUUACUGUCCUGUCAUCCAUGCCUUGUGGCACUAACACUGAUCUUACUGUCCUGUCAUCCAUGCCUUGUGGCACUAACACUGUGAUCUUACUGUCCUGUCAUCCAUGCCUUGUGGCACUAACACUGUGAUCUUACUGUCCUGUCAUCCAUGCCUUCUGGCACUAACACUGAUCUUACUGUCCUGUCAUCCGUGCCUUGUGGCACUAACACUAAUCUUACUGUCCUGUCAUCCGUGGCUUGUGGCACUAACACUGAUCUUACUGUCCUGUCAUCCAUGCCUUAUGGCACUAACACUGAUCUUACUGUCCUGUCAUCCGUGCCUUGUGGCACUAACACUGUGAUCUUCCUGUCCUGUCAUCCGUGCCUUGUGGCACUAACACUGUGAUCUUCCUGUCCUGUCAUCCGUGGCUUGUGGCACUAACACUGUGAUCUUACUGUCCUGUCAUCCGUGCCUUGUGGCACUAACACUGUGAUCUUCCUGUCCUGUCAUCCGUGCCUUGUGGCACUAACACUGUGAUCUUCCUGUCCUGUCAUCCGUGCCUUGUGGCACUAUCAGUGAUCUUACUGUCCUGUCAUCCAUGUCUUGUGGCACUAACACUGUGAUCUUACUGUCCUGUCAUCCAUGUCUUGUGGCACUAACACUAAUCUUACUGUCCUGUCAUCCAUGUCUUGUGGCACUAACACUGUGAUCUUACUGUCCUGUCAUCCGUGCCUUGUGGCACUAACACUGAUCUUACUGUCCUGUCAUCCAUGCCUUGUGGCACUAACACUGAUCUUACUGUCCUGUCAUCCGUGCCUUGUGGCACUAACACUGAUCUUACUGUCCUGUCAUCCGUGCCUUGUGGCACUAACACUGUGAUCUUCCUGUCAUGGAAUUCUGACAAAAUUGUCCUAAACUUUGUUUUAAUUACACAGAAAAUGAUUAUUUUGUCUCGGAGGAAAAAUGUUUAGUAUACAAAUAUUCAGUCGUCAGUGAUUUACAGUGUCAAUCGAUCUGUGGGGGAUGAGUGAGAUCCACCCUGAUGAGUGGGGUCCAAUAAGGAGGGCAUUGAUAAACCUGCUGCAUGGGUAACAGCUUCUCCCCCAUAUCAACCUACCCCCCUGGCUUUGCUUCCCUGGAGAGGCUACUCCAGACCGACAAUCAGAGCCCAACUUCAUGGUUUUACGAAAUUGCUUCUGUAAUUUUAUACCUUUUUUUUUGUCUGUCAUUGUUACAUUCUAAAGCAGUUUAAAGAAAUGUACAUUAGGAUAUUAGUUUUUAAGAACAUUUGGUCAUUAACAAGGAAGUUUUCUUUUUUACUGAAAAUUUGUGUAACAGAGAUAAAUAAAAUAUUUACCACAUA
Molecule: messenger RNA, 3084 nt
Organism: Procambarus clarkii (red swamp crayfish)
Lineage: Eukaryota; Metazoa; Arthropoda; Malacostraca; Decapoda; Cambaridae
Gene: arg
Product: arginase
Cellular component (GO): nucleus; cytoplasm; cytosol
Molecular function (GO): manganese ion binding; arginase activity
Source: RefSeq, a predicted model, not a curated record